CAGAUUUAUGAAACAAGGAAGCGAUUCCACAUAUGACUCUUUUCCCACAACGUAUCAUUUUCAAAGGUUGCAUGGCCUGGUCAUCGUGGAAUGGAGGCUGCAAAGAGUGCGGCCAGUACAGGCAAAGAGUCGGUCCUCCUGAAAUUAAUUCUCGGCGAGAGAAGUCUGUCAAACUUAAUUCAACCCUUCAAGUGGAUUGUCUUGUGAGGGGUUUUCCUCAACCAGAGGUGAAUUGGACAAGAGAUGGAAAGCUACUUAAUACCACGAACAAGCUCACCAUUAAACAAGUGACUUAUGGAGACGCUGGUCAAUAUACAUGCAGCGCUAAGAACAGUGAAGGGAAAAGUGAAGCAGCUUUUCAGGUUACAGUUACAGGUCCUCCUGAAAUUAAUCCUCAGCUCAUCAAUCAGUCGGUUACAUACAAUUCGCCUCUUCAGUUCAAUUGCUCUCUAAGCGGUUUCCCUACACCUGAGGUACAUUGGACUAGGGAUGGGAUACAUCUUGGCAAAAAGAACACUCUCACGAUUCGUCAAGCGAGGUUUGAAGACUCUGGCGAAUACACAUGUAGCGCUAAAAACCCCACUGGAAGCAAGAAAUCAACCUUUUGGAUUGAAGUGAAAGGAGUGGAUGGUGGCUGGAGUGAGUGGAACUCCUGGAGUAUCUGUACCAAGCCAGUUGGUGGUAUACAAACCAGACAGAGAGAAUGCGCCAAUCCAGAACCAGCAUAUGGUGGGAAACACUGCGAUGGGACCGGAGCACUGCUGAGAGAAUGUAGCAACAUGUCCAGUUGCCAAGAAGAAUUUCCCCUGCGAUUUGAAACAGAGAAGAACCCAUCUGUCGGUACAAUGAAGAUAUUCUCAAACAGCAGUUGGCAAAAGCUUUGUACCAGUCAAUGGGAUGAAGCAGAUGAAAAUUCAACCUGCAUGGCCAUGGGCUACUAUGACAACGGCGUCUUUGCUAAUUACACAUGGUACGCAGAACGUGGCAAUGCUUCAGAGAUGUCCACCGACUACAACUGUACCAUUCCGACCAGAUGUCAAAACAACUUGGAAAAUAAACAACAAAUUUGCAAAGUUCCUGUUCGCUUGAAUGGCGCAAAUGUGGAGUAUGGAGGAAGAGUGGAAGUGUUUUACAAGGGGAAAUGGGCAAAGAUAUGUAGGAAUAAAUGGGACUUUAAUGAUGUCAAAGUUAUUUGUCGUCAACUUGGCUUUGAAGAGGCUUUAGCGGAAUUUAUUGGGUCAGACAUAAAGGCUGAGGGAAUACCUUUUGCAAUGUCCGAUGUCUCUUGCGCUGGAGAGGAGUUUGAACUUGCAUCAUGCGAUCGCAUCGAUGGAAAGUUAAAUAUUCCACCUCAAUGUCAAGCGGAUGACAAGGGUUCUCAAGCGUUGUGUCAACCAAAAAACCAGAAAGUGUUGAAAAGAGAUGAACUCUAUUUUGAUAUUGGUAGCAGAGAAAAGCUUCACUGUUCUAUACACAAUAAAACCACUCAUGCUAGGUGGGUCAUUAAUAGGCAAAAGCUUGAAAUAACAAACUCUACUUCUGAAAGGAUCAGGGCUGAAGACAAUGGUGAUCUGUUCAUUGAUGACGUGCAGCUAUCUGAUGGAGGAAUAUAUGAAUGCCAGAGAUUGGAAUAUGUUCAAUAUUACAUUGUCUACAUUAAUGCAAGAUUUACUCAAAAGACGUUGGACCAACAAACCUUUAUUGCGUACACGUCUGGCAUUAUAAGCUGUAGUGCUGAUGGAACACCGAGUCCACAGAUUUCUUGGAGUAAGAAAGGAGGAAAGUCCUUAGACCCGAAACGAUUCACUCAAGUAUCCAACGGCAGCCUGCGUAUUGGUUUUGUAAAGCCUGAAGACAAUGGAACAUUCACCUGUACCAUGAAACAAACUAAAGGACCACAGAGGGUCACAAGCAGAGAUAAAAACAUAGUAGUGACAGUUAUAAUUCGACCAAAAGUGGAUAUUUCUGGAGCAAGCAAUCUCAUCAUAGAAGGAAACAGUGUGAACUUGACGUGUAAAGUUGUGGAGGGUCGGCCUGAACCUCAGAUCACAUGGCUCAAGAAUAAUACAUUGCAAGGACAGAGUUUGUCUCUCUUCUUUUCUGAGAUAACAAAGGAGGACGAAGGGCGGUACACUUGUAAGGCAGAGAAUGCAGCAGGCUUUGACACCAAAGACAUUGACAUUUCUGUAAAAGUUCCACCCCGUGUUAGUGAUGAGUUAAGAAAUUUCACCAUUGCAUUUAAUUCCACAUUUACAAAAGAGUGUUAUUUGAGAGGUGACCCACAAGUAUAUGUCAACUGGACCAAGGAUGGAGUGCUACUUAAUAAAAACAACACCUUAGUUAUUGGACAAGUGACGUUUAAAGAUAAAGGCUAUUAUGAAUGUACUGCUGAAAAUGAUUAUGGAAAAGCAAACUCUUCCUUCUGGAUCGAUGUCACUGUAUCUCCACAGAUUAUAGAGCCUCCGAUAAACCAGUCUGUUACCGAAGGAAACUCUGUGAACUUUAGUUGUCGAGCCUCAGGUGUGCCAACACCAACAUUAGCCUGGGUUUUUAAUAAUGCUGACCUGCCAUCUGGUAUCAAUCAAUACAGUUACGAAGGAGAAUCAUUCCUGAAACUUUUAAGCGUUAAAAAAGGGAUGGAAGGGACUUACAAGUGUGAAGCGAAAAAUAAAGCAAAUACAACUAGUUCCUCUGCAACUCUGCGUGUUUACGGAAAAGCCUUAGCUCAAAUUGUUCCAGGUCAUUAUCCGGCACUCACAGCAGGAGACAACCUCACAUUGACCUGCAACGUCAACGAAGAAACAAUAAAUGUAACUUGGAAAAAAGAUGGAGACUCACCACCCGAAAGGGCAAAGAUUGAUACACGAUUCGAUGACGAAAAGAGUACAUUUGCUAUAACUGGAGUUGUGAAGGAGGACAGUGGUGUGUAUUCUUGUGAGGCACGUAACAAGCUCGGUUUUGUUGCCCGUUCCUUUGUAAAAAUAAACGUCAAAGCAAAGCAAGUGCAAAGUUUCAACACUUUGUGGUAUUACAUUGGUGGAUCAGUGGCGGCAGCGAUUGUCAUUUCGCUUGCCUGGUAUUUCUGCAAGCGUCGAAGGACAGCUAUGGCUCUUCCUGACCAAGAGGAGGCAAUUCAGAUGGAGCCAUUGAAUGCAGAGGUAGAUGAGUGGGAGGUUGCGGUGAACCGUGUCCUGCUUCAAGACGUCAUUGGACGAGGGGCGUUUGGAGCCGUGUGGAGAGCUCUCCUGAGUUCGCCAAAUGGACAACCUGGCAAUCGAACAGUAGCCGCUAAAUGUUUCACGCCCACUGCUGGAGAGGAUGGAAGGAAAUGUUUGAUGAGAGAAAUUGAGCUGGGUAAACUUAUCGGUGAAAACGUUCCGCCAAACAUUGUAAAGUUCAUGGGCUGCGUUACGACACAAAUUCAUCCCAUACUCAUCAUGGAGUACUUGCCAUGUGGUGACCUACUUGGUUACCUGAGAAAAUGCCGAGGAGUGAGGGAUCGGUAUUAUCUUGGUGAGGGAAGAGCUCAGAAUUUGACCAACUACGAUCUUGUGCUGUUUGCCAAACAAAUCGCCGCCGGUAUGGUGUUCCUUGGAACGCGAGGUAUCAUCCAUCGUGACCUGGCGGCUCGAAACAUUCUCCUCGAUAACAACUAUGUUUGCAAAGUGACGGACUUUGGUAUGGCAUAUCAAAGUUUCAAGUAUGGCCAUGGAAAUGCCAAAAAGGGAUGUUUGCCAAUCAAAUGGACUGCACCAGAGAUUCUGCUGGGAGAACUUGCUGGACUUUCCACCUUGAGUGAUGUGUGGUCCUAUGGAAUCGUCCUGUAUGAGAUAGUUACCCUUGGAGGAAUUCCGUACGACGGAUGGUCAGAAGGCAUGGUGGUUGCAGAGGUCACAAAGGGAUAUCAGAUGCCAAAGCCCGAUCAUGUUGAUAACAAACUGUAUGAUAUCAUGAAAAGGUGCUGGAAUCGUAACCCUGACUUCCGUCCUCCUUUUGAAAACCUGCGACAAAGAAUGGACACAUACAUUCGUGAAGAGACAUAUUUGGAACUUCUUGACAUGGGCGCUUAUGACAAGGCAAAAUACUCCAGGGUUGAAGAUCUCGGAGAUGAAGAUGCAGGACCAAGUGAGGAAGUUGCAAAGAAGACCUCAGCUAAGAGAUUGGGAAAAUGGGCCAGUGACCGUCGUUAGGGUACAUAAUCGUCACUUCUCGGUGCUAAACUAAGUGUAGGUUUGUGUUGGUUAAAUUUCUCUCCCUAUAAUUAUUAGAAGAACAUGUGAAAGCUUUGUCCUUGAUUGACAAAAUGAUAAUAAUAAAAGUACAAGAAACUAAUUAAUUAAUUCUUAAAGAAUGCCUAUAAUAAAUAAUUUAAUCGGUGUCAGAAUAAGGAAUAUUGGAUAGAUAUGAAUUAAACUUCCGUAAUAGAUUAAAUCAGAAGAGAAAGAAAGAAACAAGCAAAAAACAACCUACUUGAAAAACGGCUCGUUUAUGCCGAUAGAUGUACUUGGCGAGCUUUUCAUUGUUUUAUUGUGAAACCAUUUACUAAAUUUGUUUGUGGCAGACCUAGUAAGAGAUCUCCUAACGGCGAUAUGAAAUUUGGUAAAAUUUUGUAGUUUGGUAAUGAAUUAGUCGUGUGGUAUUAACUAGCACUUAUCACUUAAUGAAGUAUCUUCUUUAAAUUACAUAUUGCAUCACUUCUAGUGAUUUGUUUAACUUUCAAGUUACCUUUAUUUGAAAACAAGCGAUUGCAUUGUUAUUGACAUUUACCGUUUUGCUGCUAGUAUCAAAUGCUUUUGUCAUAAACGGAGAGAACCGUCUUAAUAGAGUGUGAGUUAAUUCAAAUUAAGUGCUUUGGAUUCGUAUGAGAAAGAAAACGCCAUGUAAAGGGUUCAUACUGUUUUGCUAUGGUAAAUGGAGUGCUUGUUUAAAAACCGGGCGAAAUGAGAGCACGGAUGAGCGUUUAAUUUUGUACGCUAUCCAAACACAACAAGUUGUAUUUAACAUAAUGUAAAACACUCUAUUUAAUAUCUGCAAUAAAAAGAUUA
Molecule: messenger RNA, 5045 nt
Organism: Pocillopora verrucosa
Lineage: Eukaryota; Metazoa; Cnidaria; Anthozoa; Scleractinia; Pocilloporidae
Source: RefSeq, a predicted model, not a curated record